Molecule: messenger RNA, 1628 nt
Organism: Anneissia japonica
Lineage: Eukaryota; Metazoa; Echinodermata; Crinoidea; Comatulida; Comatulidae
Product: F-box only protein 39-like
Exons: 2
Coding region: 1-1488 (495 amino acids)
Molecular function (GO): protein binding
Source: RefSeq, a predicted model, not a curated record
AUGGACAUCGAAAAUAUUCACAUAGAGGCUGAAGUUUGUAGUUCUGAAAGCGGCAACAGGAUACUUCAAGUUGACAGAAAAGUGAUAUCAUCACAUGAAGGUGCUUCAUCAUCCGCGUUGUACAAAAUGUUUGAUGAUGAUGAUGAGACGGAGGAUUAUUUUGAGCCAAUCCCACAAUGGGAAUGCUUACCACAUUUCAUCAUCACUGACAUUGCAAAUUACCUCAGCGACGUGCAUCGGAUCAGCAUGGCUCUGGUAUGCCGCAGCUGGUUUGUCUGUGUGAUGAAAGCUCCACGAAUUUGGAGAGACAAGACCAUCACUCUGACAGGCGAAAAAUACGAUCAGAAUCAUCUUCGUUACGUCCGCUCUGUUGGACGGUAUCUCCAUUCUUUCCAUGUAUUCUCCCACAUACGAUCUUAUUACAACCGGUAUCAAGUUCGACGGUUUCAACGCAUCUUGACAACAAUUUUGGCAGAGCUCUAUCGUAAGGGACCAGUUCAACUGAAAGAAGUGUCUUUUGUCGAUUUUUUUAUCCACCGCCACAUGCGAUUUGAUCGGGAUCAAGUUUGUCGUAAAGGAGUCUUACGAUCAUUGAGACGAUUUCUGCGAGUUCAGUAUCGACUGGAAUCAGCUGACCUUACUGGUAUAUGCAUCAAAUUUGAAGAAGCAAUUCAACUGCUCAGUUGCCUGCCAACCAGCUCCGGCAAAACCCUCUCGAACCUUUACAUUCACCAGCUUCUGCAAACACACGAAGAGGGCUACACGCAGAUGAGUUUUGUAGAAGCCAUUGGUCGAUUCGAAAACCUUAGUGUGCUGCACAUCGACUAUAACUGUAUAUCAGACGACCUCUUAGUAACUCUGUCGGAACACAAACGAGGUAUUCUUCAGGAAAUUGUGAUCAAGUGUCGACGCGAAGACACACAUAAUCACGUGGUCGAAGAGGAGUCAUGGAGAAAGCUGCACAAGAGUAUGCCGCUAUUGACAGUGGAGAUGGUGUGCCGGGAGAUUGUGCGUUUUUCUGCUCUAAAGCCAAUCUUGGUAUCGAGCAUGCAAUUGACUAGUCUAGAGAUCCUUGGCCAUGAUAACUCGGACAACUUCCAACCUGAUCGUCUGCUGAGGCAUAUUGCCAAGGCGUUUCCGAUGUCAUUGGAGAGAUUGGUGGUAGACGUCAAUCAGGUUCGGAGAACAAUGAGCCAUGGGUUUUUAGCAAUCAUCAUGAACUGUAUAAAUAUUGAUUACUUGGAAAUUCAUGGUAGAAUCUUGGUGGAGUACCUACAAGAGAUGUUCGAUCAUUUCCAGGUAGUUGUCAAUAAGGAUAGAUUGGCGCCAGGUCCAAUGCAUUUUAGAUAUAUCGGAUACGGCCUAGACCACAUCGAUGGAUUCGCUGAAACAGCGGUGAUGUUUGAAGACUAUCAAAAUUUAGUAACACAGCACAACUGUACGUACGAGUUUCUGAUGGAUCCGUAUUUAGCGACUGCCUGGUUAUAACAACCUCAUUUAUUAAUUACAACCUUGCUCUACGUUUUUGACGAAUCAUGUUUAGUAUAAAGAAAGGGCAAAGUUCGGUUGAUUCUCGAGCUUGACAAAGGGCUGGCAAAGUAAUCAUUUAAUCUUUGUAAUCGAUUUAC